AGAAUAUUGCAAAACGACCUCGGAAUGGAUAAGGCAAUACUUUGUUGACCGCUAACAUUGGUAGCAUUUGCAGAUAUUACGCAUUCGACCCUUCUUGCUUAUCACAUAUCAUCAUUAUUUCCUUUGCACGGGAGAAACUUUCGUUCACUACUACACUCAAAAUUAAAAUUAUAAAAAUGGUGCAAAAUAAAAUAAUAAAUAAAUGUAACAAAGAACAAUAACUUUCGUCCUGUUUACAUUUCGUACAUUCUUCAUUCCCAACCAUCUAACUAACAACAACUGUUCUCUCGCGUCCAUUCAUUCAAUUUAUCUUAUUUUUUGUUAUGCUUUUCAAUUAACGUUGCGUUAUUCAUUACUAUCAUUGAUGGCUGAUUUCAUCACUUAUGAUUUCAAUUUUGUUCGUCAACUUUCUCAUUUUUAGCGAUAUUGUUAUCAUUAUUAUAAAUUUCAAUUCAAGCGACCCACUUUAAUUCAUGGGGUCGAGUUUUGAUCGGUGGAAAAAAGAUCCAUUCUUUCAUGUUGCAGAAGAAGUUCAGGAAUCUGCAGAUAGGAUGGAAUCUACAUAUAGGACAUGGAUACAUGCUACAAAAGAUACUUCGAACAUGUGGAAUCCUGAUGAACUCCGAAGAGAUUUACUCACUACUCUUGGAACUGCUAAAUGGCAGUUAGAGGAAUUUGAACGUGAAGUGAGGUGGAGUUAUAGCAAAAGCUCAAGCGAUAAUGCAAGAAAUAGGCAUCAAGAUUUUAUCACUGCUAUUAAGGAUAAGAUAAGAAAAAUUGAAGAUUCGUUAAAUGAAUCCAACCCUAUUGGUAGCAAGGAAUCUAAACCAUGGGUGUGUUUGGACGAAGGAGAAAAAGACGAGCUUGCUUUGUUUCUUUCAGGAAUGCCAGAUGAUGAAGGAGAAAAUGAGGAGAUGUCACUGUCACUGUCACGUGGGCAUCGUAGAGCAGCUACUGCUGAUAUUGGUUAUUGUAAAAUUUUAGUUUCUGAUGAUCAUGUGGAUCACUCCAAUCCAAUGCAUAAGGUGUCCAGUUUAUCAGGUUUUCUUUCUUCUAUGGAAACUAUCUCCAAAUGGAAGUUUAAUGUGUUGGAUCAUCAUCAUAAACAAACUCAUUUUGCAAUAUCUCCCAACGUUCGAUUCAAUAAGGGCAACAACGCAACACUUGAUAGUUCUGAUGAAUGCUAUGACAAGCAACACUAUGGAUGGUGUGGUACUAUUCAGAGACAACUUCAAAGAUCUCAAUACCAAAUGCAAUACACAGGGUUUGUUCGAGUAACUGUUUUGAUUGUUUUUCUCCUCUGCUUAAUAGGUUUAAUUGCAUUACGCACAAAGUAAAAGAAAAAUCUAAGAUACAUGAUAUAACAGCAUUAGUGUGACAAACAAGCUUUUUAUUCAAGUUCAUAAAACCUUGGUUAGUUUUCUAGUUCCUCGCCUAACCUAUGGGAUAACUACUGAAAGUGUACCACAACAUUUCCUUAAUUUUCCAUUUUUCUAAAUUCAAAAUUUUUCCCCUGUCUAUUUGAAAAAAAAAAAUCACCAAGAGGUAUCUGUUGUACUACAUAUAGUAAGGUGGAGAUGAUAUAGGGAUUGACUUAUUAGACAUUGUAAAGUUGUAAUGUAUAGAUAUUAUUAUUCA
Cicer arietinum (chickpea) is the source of this 1638-nucleotide messenger RNA. NCBI's taxonomy places the organism in Eukaryota, Viridiplantae, Streptophyta, Magnoliopsida, Fabales, Fabaceae. The record is from RefSeq and is a predicted model, not a curated record.